AUGAAUUCCGCUGAACAGACCGUUACGUGGCUUAUUACCUUAGGGGUGCUGGAGUCGCCCAAAAAAACCAUUUCGGACCCGGAGGGCUUUUUGCAGUCGUCUCUGAAAGAUGGGGUGGUCCUCUGCAGGCUGCUGGACCGCUUGCUCCCCGGGACCAUAGAGAAAUUCUGUCUCAAGCCCCGGACCGAGAGCGAGUGCCUCAGCAACAUCCGCGAGUUUCUGCGAGGCUGCGGGGCCUCCCUGCGCCUAGAGACGUUUGAUGCAAAUGAUUUGUAUCAGGGGCAGAAUUUUAACAAGGUCCUCAGUUCCUUAGUGACUCUAAAUAAAGUAACAGCAGACAUUGGACUAGGAAGUGAUUCUGUAUGUGCUCGGCCCUCAUCUCAUCGAAUAAAGUCUUUUGAUUCCCUCGGAUCUCAGUCUUUACAUAGUCGGACUUCAAAAUUGUUCCAGGGCCAGUAUCGAAGUUUGGACAUGACUGAUAAUAGCAACAGUCAACUGGUUGUAAGAGCAAAGUUUAAUUUCCAGCAGACAAAUGAAGAUGAACUUUCUUUUACAAAAGGAGAUAUCAUCCAUGUCACUAGAGUGGAAGAAGGGGGCUGGUGGGAGGGUACUCACAAUGGCAAAACUGGCUGGUUCCCUAGCAACUAUGUUCGAGAAAUCAAAUCAAGUGAAAAGCCUGUAUCUCCCAAGUCAGGAGCUUUGAAGAGCCCUCCUAAAGGGUUUGAUACAACUGCAAUUAACAAAGGCUAUUAUAAUGUGGUGCUACAGAAUAUUUUAGAAACAGAAAAUGAAUAUUCUAAAGAACUACAGACUGUGCUUUCAACUUAUCUACGACCAUUACAGACCAGUGAAAAGUUAAGUUCAGCAAACACUUCAUAUUUAAUGGGAAAUCUAGAAGAAAUAUGUUCUUUUCAGCAAAUGCUUGUACAGUCUUUAGAAGAGUGCACCAAGUUGCCUGAAGCUCAACAGAGAGUUGGAGGCUGCUUUUUAAAUCUUAUGCCACAAAUGAAAACCUUGUACCUUGCGUAUUGUGCCAAUCACCCAUCUGCAGUAAAUGUUCUCACAGAGCACAGCGAGGAAUUGGGAGAAUUUAUGGAGAUGAAAGGUGCCAAUAGCCCUGGAAUUCUUGUGUUGACCACAGGCCUCAGUAAACCAUUUAUGCGCCUAGAUAAAUAUCCUACAUUACUCAAGGAACUUGAAAGACAUAUGGAGGAUUACCAUCCAGAUCGACAAGAUAUUCAGAAAUCCAUGACUGCCUUCAAAAACCUUUCAGCCCAGUGUCAAGAAGUACGGAAAAGGAAAGAACUGGAGUUGCAGAUCCUGACAGAAGCUAUCCGAAGCUGGGAGGGAGAUGACAUUAAAACCCUAGGCAAUGUCAUUUACAUGUCACAGGUUAUGAUUCAGUGUGCAGGAAGUGAGGAAAAGAAUGAAAGAUAUCUUCUGCUCUUCCCAAAUAUUUUACUAAUGUUGUCUGCCAGUCCUAGGAUGAGUGGUUUUAUCUAUCAGGGAAAGCUACCAACAACAGGAAUGACAAUCACAAAGCUUGAAGACAGUGAAAAUCAUAAAAAUUCAUUUGAAAUAUCAGGAAGCAUGAUUGAGCGGAUAUUAGUGUCAUGCAACAACCAACAGGAUUUACAUGAAUGGGUGGAUCAUCUACAGAAGCAAACUAAAGUCACGUCUAUUGGAAAUCCCACGAUAAAGCCUCAUUCUGUGCCAUCUCAUACUCUUCCUUCCCAUCCAAUCACACCAUCCAGCAAACAUUCAGACAGCAAGCCAGUGCCACUGACUCCUGCAUACCACACGCUCCCACACCCUUCACAUCAUGGGACUCCACAUACUACCAUUAAUUGGGGACCUUUGGAGCCUCCUAAAACUCCCAAACCUUGGAGCCUGAGCUGCCUGCGACCUGCACCACCUCUACGGCCUUCAGCUGCUCUGUGUUACAAAGAGGAUCUUAGUAAGAGUCCGAAGACCAUGAAAAAACUGCUGCCUAAGCGCAAACCGGAACGGAAACCUUCUGAUGAAGAGUUUGCAUUGAGGAAAAGUACAGCUGCUUUAGAAGAGGAUGCUCAAAUUCUAAAAGUUAUUGAAGCUUACUGCACAAGUGCCAAAACACGACAAACACUCAAUUCAAGUUCACGCAAAGAAUCUGCUCCACAAGUUUUGCUCCCAGAAGAAGAGAAAAUUAUAGUAGAAGAAACUAAAAGUAAUGGUCAGACAGUGAUAGAAGAAAAGAGUCUUGUUGAUACGGUAUAUGCAUUAAAAGAUGAGGUCCAAGAAUUAAGACAGGAUAACAAAAAGAUGAAGAAAUCUCUAGAGGAAGAACAGAGAGCCCGCAAAGACCUCGAGAAACUUGUGAGAAAAGUUUUAAAGAACAUGAAUGACCCUGCUUGGGAUGAGACCAAUCUAUAG
This is a messenger RNA of Orycteropus afer afer, 2412 nucleotides long. The record is from RefSeq and is a predicted model, not a curated record. Lineage: Eukaryota; Metazoa; Chordata; Mammalia; Tubulidentata; Orycteropodidae.